Messenger RNA from Dromiciops gliroides (monito del monte), 1461 nucleotides. It is a transcript of the gene UBE2E1, whose product is annotated as ubiquitin conjugating enzyme E2 E1. Gene Ontology annotation, biological process: protein polyubiquitination. The record is from RefSeq and is a predicted model, not a curated record. The coding region runs from base 205 to 732 and encodes 175 amino acids. Gene Ontology annotation, molecular function: ubiquitin conjugating enzyme activity. Gene Ontology annotation, cellular component: nucleus. The transcript has 7 exons. NCBI's taxonomy places the organism in Eukaryota, Metazoa, Chordata, Mammalia, Microbiotheria, Microbiotheriidae.
GCAGCAGCAGUGGCGGCGGCGGCGGCGGCGCAGGCGGCGGCAUUAGCAGCAGCGGCAGCAGCAGGAGGAGGAGCAGCGGCGGCGGCGGCAGCAGCAGCAGCGGCCCAGGCGGCGGCCCCGGCCCGGAGGAGCCAGACACAAAGAGCCAGCGAGACUGAGAAAGAAGGCAACACCACCCCCAAGAAGAAGGAGAGCAAAGUCAGCAUGAGCAAGAACUCCAAGCUCCUCUCCACCAGCGCCAAGAGAAUGGCAUCUCAUUCCUUGCUUGGCUUCCCGAGGGUCCACCACGGUGCCGGGCACAGGAUUCAGAAGGAACUGGCCGACAUCACAUUAGACCCACCUCCCAACUGCAGUGCUGGUCCCAAAGGCGAUAACAUCUAUGAAUGGAGAUCAACUAUUCUGGGGCCUCCAGGAUCAGUCUAUGAAGGGGGGGUCUUCUUCCUUGACAUAACCUUUACACCAGAAUAUCCCUUCAAGCCUCCAAAGGUUACGUUCCGGACAAGAAUUUAUCACUGUAACAUCAAUAGCCAAGGGGUGAUCUGUUUGGAUAUUCUGAAAGACAACUGGAGCCCGGCCCUCACCAUUUCUAAAGUGCUUCUUUCCAUCUGUUCCUUGCUCACUGACUGCAACCCUGCUGACCCCUUAGUGGGAAGUAUCGCCACGCAGUACAUGACCAACAGAGCAGAACACGACAGAAUGGCCAGGCAGUGGACCAAGAGAUACGCGACAUAAAUUGGGUUUUCACCAAAUUCACAUUAAUUGUCUGUGAUGGAAAGAGCUGCUUAUGAUUUUGACGGGGAGGGGGGAGGGGGGAGCUGAUAAAAGAGUAGGGUAUUUCUAUAACAGAUUUUAUUCAGUCUUUUAUUUCCUAAGAUUUUUGUUGUUGUAACUUAAGGUAUCUUGCUACAGUAGACAGUUAGAAUUGGUAAUAGCAUCUCUUAAGACUGUCCUUAGUUCUGCAAUAUGAGCAGAAUGUACACGUUAGACAUUUGGGUUCUGUUGCUUGCAAUAUGUAAAAGAUUUAAAAACAGCUUCAUUUUGUACAGAUACAUAUGGCAUUUAUGUAAAGUCCUUCCAAGACUACCGGGUUUUUUUUCUUUUCUUCUUUUUUUUUUGUAAAAAGAUGUUGGUUUCUCCCCCUCCCCCCCCAUGAGAGCGAACAUUGAUAUUUAACAAUUGCUUUUUAGAGAUUGUCAUCUCAUGAUAUAUAAUAUGGCCAAGUGGAUAUACGGCACCAUUAUAGGAAAUGAGCAGUUAAUGUGUUUUAUGUUAUAUGCCAAUCCACUUUAGUGUGAAAAGAUUAGAGGUUUUAAUCAGGACUUACAGGAACCUGUAGUGAAAUACCUUAAGCUGUUUAACUGUACGGCGUGGAAUAGGAGUCACUCAGUGGAUUGGUGAUAUGUUGUGGGCUACUUUGGUCUGCAUUUGUUACUGUGCUAAUAAAAAGCUAUUAAAAAACAA